Molecule: messenger RNA, 2067 nt
Organism: Tripterygium wilfordii
Lineage: Eukaryota; Viridiplantae; Streptophyta; Magnoliopsida; Celastrales; Celastraceae
Exons: 3
Coding region: 409-1980 (523 amino acids)
Source: RefSeq, a predicted model, not a curated record
AGUAAAAGAUGACUUUAUAAUAGAGCAAUUAAUCGUCAUCAAUAAGCAGUAAAGUGAGGAUGAAAUAUGUGCAAGGCUCGUACAAACACCAAGAAGUCAAGACAAGAGAGAAAGAGGUAAGAUUAUAUACUUGGUUUGUUCUUCAACUUAUAUUACCUGUACCAGGAGUUGGGUGAUGUUUGUAAUCGUCUCCUAGUGAAGUAUUCAGAGGGGCAAGUUUCUUCAAUCUGGCCAUCGGAUUGUUGGGUAGUUGUGUUGCCAUGUGAGAGGAAUUUCAUCAAUUUUCUUCAAUUUUGACUCGUGUUUGGACAGUGCAUAGCAGGUGUUCGACAAAAUGCUGCAGCCAACUGCAUCAAAGAAACAUGAGAAACAACGAUCCUUUUGGCUUGGUUGCAAUGUCCCAAAAAUAUGGCAGAAAUUCCUAACCAAGUCGCGAUUGAGGAUGGCAGAGAUAUGGCUACAUCUGAUGUAGACAAUGCAGCAACGAAGAUUGGGACGACUAUGGAGGUUUACAAGACAUAUAAAAUGGUGGAAGAAGCAAAGCCCUUGAGAGAGGAAGUCUGGUCUUGGUAUUUGUAUGAGCUUUGCACAUAUUUCAUCCACACUACUCUUAUGCCUGUUAUUUUUCCACUCAUCAUAAGUCAAAUAGUGCAUCAUCCACCAAAGCCUAGUCAUGGAUGGUGGAGGACCCGAUUGGGUCUUCCUUGCAGAGAAAAUCAGAUGCAACUGUAUGAAAAACUGACACUGAGGUCGAUAAAUGUGAGUACCUCAACAUUUUCACCAUUGGAGUGGACAUCAUAUUCCUGGUCAUUAGGCUUGAUCUUGUGUAGUCCUCUGCUUGAUUUUAUCUCCAACCAACUAGACCAUGGCAACAAACAACUAAUCAUUGCCGGAGCUGCAACAACCAUCGGAGCCUUUUUUUGUCUUCCUGUCGGAUUCUUGAAAGUCACAUGGAUCUUCCCACCAUAUAUCAUAGUCAUUGUCAUCGCAAACAUAAUCGCUGCAUCAUUCCACACGCACCACCUUGGCCUAAUUGUCCGUAACUUCACUGGACCAAAAAACCAAUUCACAGAUAGAAGAAAAAUCUCCAGUUGGCUUACAGUCUGCGCUACUGUUCUUGGAUGUCUAGGCUCUGUAUUGGUUUCAACAUUCACUUAUCACAAACUCCAAGAGUCAGAAAAAUUUCUAAGUCUCUGGGUUGUCUCAAUUUUUAGUGGCCUUAAAUGGCUUGCUGGGAUAUUCCACAUCUUCUUUAUAAGAAGACCUAGUGAAACAUUAACUACAACAUCUACUCUUCCUGAACAACAUUUUCUCUCCAUUUUUGCAUACCCUCGCGCCAUCAGAAGCCUAAUUGCAGUUUUCCUUUCUUCAUUCACAACAAUGUGUGUUUUCACUGGAGGGUUGCUUUAUUUACUAGGCCAAUUGUGCCUUAAACCAACCUUUUUACUCUUUUUUUGGCAAACUUAUUUUAUCUUCCCUAUGAUUGCUCUGCCAUUACUACGACAAUUGCAGCUUGUUGUUAAGGCUAACGCAGUGAAAAUGCAACUUCUUGGUUUCCUCUUAUCCACAAUGACUUCUGGGUUGGGAUUCUAUUACCAUGACUAUGUUUGGCAUAGACAAAAUGUUCUGCUUUUUGCAGCAACACAAGGCACCUCAGUUGGGCUCUUACACGGUUUUGGGCGGAUUUUGGUAUUAGAUUGUUCACCAUCUGGCAAAGAAGGUGCAUUUUCUACUUGGUAUUCUUGGGUGAGGGCAAUUGGAACUUGUACAGGAUUUGCAGUGGCAUCAUCAUUUCCUGGGAAUGCAAGCACUUAUUUUGGGAUCGCGUUUUGCGCGGCCACGAUUGGGAUGUCUCUGCUGGUUUUUGGUAAUGUUAGUGAGUUUGGUGGAGGAGUGAAAGCUGCACUAGUGAAUGAUAAUGAAGAUGGUGAAAAUGGUCCCUCUGUUCAUGAACAUAUGAGUGUGGAAGCUGCAGCAUAACUAAGAAGAAAUUCAUGCAGUAGUACUCUUGUUUUUGAAAGAACUUGUAAAUCCCAAAUAAAAACAGAAUUUGCUCAAAAUUUCUAG